Molecule: messenger RNA, 737 nt
Organism: Dipodomys spectabilis (banner-tailed kangaroo rat)
Lineage: Eukaryota; Metazoa; Chordata; Mammalia; Rodentia; Heteromyidae
Gene: Polr2j
Product: RNA polymerase II subunit J
Exons: 4
Coding region: 56-409 (117 amino acids)
Biological process (GO): transcription by RNA polymerase II
Cellular component (GO): RNA polymerase II, core complex
Molecular function (GO): protein dimerization activity; DNA binding
Source: RefSeq, a predicted model, not a curated record
CGCGUUUCAGAGCUCGCAGACCCGACGGCGAGCUGGACGCGGCCGGAGCGGGAGAAUGAACGCUCCUCCGGCCUUCGAGUCGUUCCUGCUCUUCGAGGGCGAGAAGAAGAUCACCAUCAAUAAGGACACCAAAGUGCCCAACGCCUGUCUCUUCACCAUCAACAAGGAGGAUCACACCCUUGGGAACAUCAUUAAGUCACAGCUGCUCAAGGACCCGCAGGUGCUGUUUGCGGGCUACAAGGUCCCUCACCCCCUGGAGCACAAGAUCAUCAUCCGUGUGCAGACCACCCCUGACUACAGUCCCCAGGAAGCCUUCACCAACGCCAUUACUGACCUCAUCAGUGAGCUCUCCCUGCUAGAGGAGCGUUUCCGGGUGGCCAUCAAAGACAAGCAGGAAGGGAUAGAGUAGCGGCACGGUGGCUCUGCUCAUCUGUACCCGGUGCCUACCUAGAAGACCCUCUGACAUGGACAGGGCCAGUCCACUGGCCCCCACCCACCCCUGGUGUCCUGUACAUGGACUAUUGUCUCUCUGAGAGUGGGCAGCGAAGAGCUGGUGUAGGGGAGGCAGGUGACCUGUGACCCUUGGGGGCCACACUUUAGACUGCGGUGACUCCAGACCUUGACUUCGGGCUUGACUUGAUCACAAGAGGCCCGUGAUGGGACCCUUGUAUCAGCUCUCCAUAGGCUUCCUGAACACAGCAGAAAAUUUAAUGAAGUUUAAUAAAAAUAUUCACUGA